CUCAGUUUGCCAAUCUCUUUGCUUCUCUAUACUUCCCUUUACAUAUAAACCCAAACAAUGAGCAUAGCUAUUUUCACCAUGGACGAAGAGCACGUCGAGGCAGUAGACAUCUUUGCCUCACCAAUUUCGACUGUGGCUCCUCCAGCCUUGUUCUCCCGCACCACCCAUCCGCUUCUGGUCCCUAGCGGGGUGGUCAGAAGCGGUCCUGUGCAGACCAACAACUUCUACGGUAACAUGUUGUUGAGCGAUCAAACACAGCCUACCUACACCCAUCCUUACGUUGUGUGGUAUUCUAACAGCGUAAACAAUCUCGGACUUGCCCUCACAUACUCGCCGGCCUCCAAAAUGGUUUUUGGCCCUGACGCUUCGGUGAACCCUGUGGAGUAUUUUUACAUGCCCGCCGGAAUUGGGUCGUUCGUGAUGGGGGCGUCUGACUUUGACUCUUCAGUGGCGUUUGGAAUGAAAAACAUCUCAAAGUUUGGCUCCACCUUGACCUUUACUGCAACCGACGGCGGUUACAUGAUAGCCCCUGUGGUACAGGGAAUGGGGUUUGUCACUACCGUGUACUACAACUUGAUUCCACGCAUCAACAGCAUGGUGGGAUUCACGUCCAUAACAGGCGCUAGCGCUCCCAAAGCCGGUAUCCAGAAAUAUCAGAUUACGUUGAACGAUGCAUCCGUCUGGUGGAUGUACGUUACGAUUCCUCUGGGCCAGUCCCUUCAGUUUAGGCUCAACGGUGGUUCGCAGAUCAUCAGCUCUAACUCCGUUAGCGGCUGUGUUAUCCAGCUCUGCACCGGUGUCAAUGGUGCUUAUGAUGGUGCUGCCGGCUGUUAUGCCACUGAUGCCAGCAUUAGUGCCACUGUGAGCGGUUCCACCGCUACCUAUUCUCUUAACUAUAGUGUUUCUGGGACAUCCAACACCAACACAACAAUGCUUUUUGCUCUUCCACACCAUGUGGAGUCGUUUGUGAGCUCCAUGGCAGCUUCCAAGACCAGUAUCAGCCUCCAGACUCCCAGCAAAGGCAUCGCCACGGGCUACUUGACCAAUACCUUUACCAUGACCGAACUGCUUCCUACCACAAUCGGGUUUGCCCCGUGGACGAGUAUCACGGCUAAUCCUGCCGGCUAUUCCACGGCUGCGCUUGCUGCCAUCCAAGCCGCCGCGGCCAGCGAAGCGAAUGACGAUGUUGCAAGUUUGUCCAAUGUCGACUCCAUGUACGUGAGUGGCAAGAUCUUGGACAAGUACGCCUAUGUUCUCUGGGUGGUGAUGUAUCUUUUAGAGGACAGGACUACCGCUGCAAUGCUUUUGGCAAAGAUGAAGACCGCCAUUGAGCGCUUCAGCAACAACACGCAGCAGACUCCGCUUGUUUAUGACAUUACCUGGGGCGGGAUCCGCUCUGGGUCCAACGACUCUACGGCCGAUUACGGUAACCCGUACUACAACGACCACCACUUCCAUUAUGGCUAUCACAUCCAUGCUGCUGCCAUCGUCGCCAAGGUUGACAUGGACCUCGGUGGUACCUGGUUGAUCCAGGUGAGUCCCUGGGUGCAGUCUUUAGUGCGAGAUGUGGCAAAUCCAUCGUCCCUGGAUACCUAUUUCCCGGUCUUCCGCUCCUUUGACUUCUUCCACGGCCAUAGCUGGGCCCACGGUUUAUUCGCAGCCGCUGACGGGAAGGACCAAGAAUCUUCCUCAGAGGAUUACAACUUUUCGUAUGCCAUGAAGAUAUGGGCGACGGUGACUGGUGAUACCAACAUGGAGGCCAGGGCCAACUUGAUGCUUGCGAUCCAGAAGCGCGCAAUGAACUUGUACUAUUUGUUAGCGGACAGCAACACUGUCCAACCAGCCAACUUUAUCCAAAACAAGGUUGCCGGGAUUCUCUUUGAGAACAAGCUUGACCACACCACGUACUUUGGUACCAACUUGGAGUACAUUCAGGGCAUCCAUAUGUUGCCAAUCACGCCGGUAUCUUCUUUCAUCCGAGGACCGACCUUUGUUCAGCAGGAAUGGGACGAGAAGUUGGCGAGUAUAGUGGGCGGGUUGACCUCCGGCUGGAGGGGUAUUUUGAUGUUGAAUUCAGCAUUGUUCGACCCGCAGUUGGGAUUCCAGUUCUUUAACGGGAGUUCUUACAAUAGUGAGUAUCUCGAUAACGGGAUGUCUUUAACGUGGUCUUUGGUUUACACCGCGGGGGUCGGUGGAUCUACGUAGAAGUUUACAGGGCUGUUUUUUUUUUUUGAGCAGUGGGGGGCUGGACUGGGAUUUCUGGUCUGGCCCGUUGGUUACCAAGCUGUCUGGCUAUGAUUUUCCGGAGGAAUGUUUUCCAAGGGAGACCCUUCGUGUUUUUGUUUGAUUAUUUUGUUUGCGUUUAUAUGUAUGAGAAGAUGUAUUGAAAUAAAUAAAGGUGCC
This is a messenger RNA of Babjeviella inositovora NRRL Y-12698, 2403 nucleotides long. Its product is annotated as glucan endo-1,3-beta-D-glucosidase. The coding region runs from base 79 to 2205 and encodes 708 amino acids. NCBI's taxonomy places the organism in Eukaryota, Fungi, Ascomycota, Pichiomycetes, Serinales. Gene Ontology annotation, molecular function: endo-1,3(4)-beta-glucanase activity; glucan endo-1,3-beta-D-glucosidase activity. The record is from RefSeq and is a predicted model, not a curated record. The transcript has a single exon. Gene Ontology annotation, cellular component: cell surface.